Adineta steineri is the source of this 1581-nucleotide messenger RNA. The record is from the annotation of a GenBank genome assembly. NCBI's taxonomy places the organism in Eukaryota, Metazoa, Rotifera, Eurotatoria, Adinetida, Adinetidae.
AUGUUAUCAGAUGAGACAAUAUCAAAUUUUCGUCUUCAUCGUACGACACUUCUUGAAUCUAAUGCAAAACCAUUUGUUGUUCCUACAAAUGGACAGUUACAUGUACCAGUAAUAAAACAUCAACCUCCUGUAGUUUCUGAACGUGCAACAUCAUUACGUACAUCAAAAUCUAUUAUUGAUGCGAAAAAUCGAGCUGUUAGUGAUAGUUGUAUGGCUGCAGCUAUUGGAGAUCUACAAUGGCUUAAACAAAGUUUAAGAGAUGGACCACUUGGUAGUGGUGAAGCUUUUACUAUAGAACAAACUUAUGGAAAAGAUGGUUUAGCUCCCAUUCAUCUUGCUGCUGUACAUGGUCGCCUUAAUUGUUUAUCAUAUCUUAUUGAAAUAGUUCAUAUUGAUAUUGAUCUACCAAGUAUAACAGGUUGGCGUCCAAUUCAUUUAUGUAUAUCAAAAGAAACGGGUUCACGUUCAUUUCAAUGUUUACAAUAUCUUGUUGAAAAAGGUGCACAGAUAAAUAUUACGAAUAAUGAUCAAUUAACACCAUUGCAUCAAGCAGCUUCAGAAGGUCAUGUACAAUGUGUAGAAUUUUUACUUGCACGUAAUGCUGAUGUUUAUGCUGAAGAUAGUCGUAAACAAUCACCUCUUGAUCUUGCUAAAUUAUGGGGACAUAAAAGAUGUGCAAAAUUACUUGCAGCUGCGAUGUGGCAUCAAAAUAAACAUUUAUCAGAAAAAGAACGUCUUUUAACACGUAAUUCAAAAAUGGCUGAUAUUUUACUUGAAAUCAAACAAGAACAUGCGAAUUUAUUUGAAGAAAAAGGCGAAGAAAAGUUUGAUCAAUGGUUAGUUAAUGCCGGUACUGGAUCUGGAGCACUUAAUAAGACAUCGAAAGAUAGUAAUCCUACAGGUCAACAAAAACAAUCUGAAAAUCAAAAAACACUUCCGGAAAUUUCUUCUGAAAAUGUGAAUAAUCAAAAAUCAUCAUUAGAUAAACGUUUUAUACCAAAACGUACUCGACCGCCAACUUAUGUAAAUAAUACGAAAUGGAAUGUUUCAACUCAUGCUAAACCAAAUCCAUAUAUAACUGAUUUAGUUGAUGCUUAUCCACGUGAUCCAUUUACUAAAAUGCCACCUAAACAAGAUGCAGCAGCUGUCUAUCAAUUACUUCAAAGUAUGACAUUAACUGAUGUAAAGAAAUUUCUUGAACGUAGACAAGGACAAAUAACUGAACCAACAAUUUCUGAUGAACCACAAAAAAAACAACGACCUGUUGUUUAUGCUCCAUGUCAUGUACAUGAUAUACAAACAUUACAUAAACCAAGAAAAGGUGAUGAAUCUUAUCAACCAUUACGUUAUUUCGAUGAAGCUGGUUUACAUAUGACAAAUAAUGUACGAAAAAAUGUUUUCUAUAAUCAAUUAUCUGAAGCAUUGAACGAAGGAGAGAAUACUUUUCUAUCACGACAUCAAGCAACAGAGGAUAGAACUAAAUGGGCCUUAUUUGAACAGUAUGGUUCAGAACUUAUUGAUUUUUUAACUGAUCAUCGUGGUCGUUUCAAACGACAAUAUGAAAAAGUUUUUAUAACUUAG